UACAUCCAAUUUUGAUUUCACAGGUUGCAGUUGAAUUUAAAGUUGCUGAUUCAUCGCAAAUUUGUUGUCUUUUUCUAAAUUGUUGUUUUUUCUUUCGAUUUCUUGUCAUCAUGAGUUCUGCUUUGUUACCUCCGUUCCCCGAGCCUGGGUUUUCAUUCGAAAAUGUUGAAAGGAAUGUUUCACUCGUGAAGAAGGGUUUCAAGCCUCCUAAAUUUACAUCCACUGGUACAACUGUUGCUGCAGCAAUCUUUGAUGGUGGCAUAAUUAUAGGAACUGAUAAACGAGCUUCUGCUGGCACUAUAGUGGCUAAUAAAAACACCAAUAAGAUCCAUAAAAUCAGUAAUAAUAUUGCCUUUGGUGGUGCGGGAACUGCAGCUGAUUGUGAUCAGAUGGAAAAGAUGGUCAGGGCUCAUGUCGAAUUACACAGGUUGAAUUCUGGUAAACAAGUGCCGGUUUGUGUAGCCUUGACAAAGAUAACUCAACAUCUUUUCAGAUAUCAGGGACACAUCCAGUGUGCAUUAAUCGUCGGUGGUGUUGACAAAUUUGGGUAUCACCUUCAUCAUGUUUAUCCUCAUGGCUCUUCAUCCGAGGUGCUGUUUGAAGCGAUGGGAUCAGGAUCAUUGGCCGCCAUUUCACACCUUGAGCUAAACUACAAGCAAAAUAUGAAUUUGGAUGAGGCUAAACUUUUGAUUAGAAAUGCAAUUUUAGCAGGUGUGGAGAAUGAUCUUGCAUCUGGUAACGGAAUCGAUUUAUGUAUCAUCACGCCGAGUGGAAUGGAGCAUCUGGUUGAUUACGAAAUACCUGUUGCUUGUACACCUCUUUCUAAACAAGGAAUUUACAAAUUUCCUUUGGGUACUACUCCAAUUCUUGACAGUCGUAUAACUUACGAAGUCGAAGAAACCAUUGUGCGGGAAUUAGAUCCUGAUCGUUUCAUGGAAACUUCAUAAAUGAGUAAAAAAUAAAAUUGUAUUCUGAGUUAA
This is a messenger RNA of Tetranychus urticae (two-spotted spider mite), 980 nucleotides long. RefSeq lists its product as uncharacterized. Gene Ontology annotation, cellular component: proteasome core complex; cytoplasm. NCBI's taxonomy places the organism in Eukaryota, Metazoa, Arthropoda, Arachnida, Trombidiformes, Tetranychidae. The record is from RefSeq and is a predicted model, not a curated record. Gene Ontology annotation, molecular function: threonine-type endopeptidase activity.